This is a messenger RNA of Chara braunii, 1699 nucleotides long. NCBI's taxonomy places the organism in Eukaryota, Viridiplantae, Streptophyta, Charophyceae, Charales, Characeae. The record is from the annotation of a GenBank genome assembly.
CGCGAACUUCAUUCAUUACAUCGCUGUGAUUUGCGUACUAGUCAGUUGAAGUGAUCGGAGCGCGGAGCGGAGCAGAGCGGAGCGAAUCAUAGAAGAGAGAAAGACGGGGAAAAAGUGAAUAGCGAGAGCGCGGCUACCUUAGGCCGGCGUGUAUUGCGAGUCGUGGCGGGAAGAAGAGUACAAAUUGUUAUCAGCUGCUCGAAGAUCCGGCAACGUGAAGAUGGCGAAGAUGUCGGGCUCACAAGUGCUCGCGGCUUUCCUUCUUGUGUCUUUCAUCCUUCCUGCGCUUGGUGAGAUCAGCUCUGCUUCCCCGGCACCUCCGAGUUCGAGUUCGGCUGGCCCAGUGUCUAGUUCCGAGGGUACGCAGCCCUCCGGUUCACUCCCAGUUCCCUCCAGUACGCCUCCGGCCCCAUCUUCCCAGACGGGCCCCGUCAGCCCCACGGUUGUCCCGAGUUCCGGUUCUGGCAGUUCACCUCCAGUUGAGCCCGUAUCCAGCUCCAGCUCACGGGGCCCCACGGUUGUCCCGAGUUCCGGUUCUGGCAGUUCACCUCCAGUUGAGCCCGUAUCCAGCUCCAGCUCACCUCCGCCUCCGCCUCCGUCUUCGCAGGCCGCGAAAGACUGCAGCAAUGCGACAAUCAAAGUCCAGUACGAUAUAUGUAUGAAGGGGGCAAACAGCACGGCGGGAAACAGCACAGCUAGCACUUGCACACCGGAGUGUAAAAAGGCUUUGCUGCAAGUGAAGGGCUGCCCAGGCGAACAGGUUUCGAAAAUGAAUUCCAUCUGCAGCGCAGCAUCUUCCAUUUCAGCCAGUUUGGUAAUUGCCGCAGUUUUUGCGGUUCUGGCCACAUCAUUGGUUAAUCGGCUAGACUAACCGAGCUUGAUAUCCAGAAAUGUUACGGAAGAAGAGGCGAUUUUCUCCAACGGUCAUUUCCCUGAUUGGAAAUUUAAAAAUGAAUCACCUUCGAGCUGGUCAUUCACAGCAUGUUACGAGCAACACUUCGACUCCUGGAUGCGCCUCGUGACUAUGCCGCGCCGUGAGUGGAAAAUUGGAAGUGGCUACAGGGAGAAUUAGUCACACACAGAGACACACAUACACGCAGACACAAAGACACAGAGAGACAGACACACACACACACGAACACAGAGAGAGAGAGAGAGAGAGAGGGUUAACAACGGACAAAUCGAUUUAAGGUGAAGCGAACCGCCUGUUAUAGCAGUAGUUAUUCGGAAGUGCAACGCCUCGCAACCAAGAAAUUGCAAAGCCACGGUGUGGAAGGGUUAAGAGAGAUGGGGUUCGUUAGGGGGGUUGCCCGGGUUGGUGGUUGCAGGAGUGCGACAUAUGUUAAAAAAAGGAUGACAUCGUACGGAGAUGGUUUUGAGAAAUAAGAGAGGGGAAAGGGUUCCAAGCAGACGUUUCCUCUCUGUUCAAGUCGGGGAGGCUUGAUAAGUCUUUUUUUCUCUAUUAUGCUUUGAAUAAGGUACUUGGACCAUAAGUCCGGGGGGGGCAUGUGUUGCCAGGGCGUAACACAUCUGUCAGGUGUGGUCCGUGUGGAUUCUGUUGAAACUCUACGCAGCAUGAGUGAUUAUGCGUAUCCCUGCUUGCUUUUCCCUCGUUCAAAUGGAUUUUCUUAUUCUAUUGGUAAAAAAUAAGACGACGAAGAGUAUUUUGAAAGUGAACUGUGUACUGCGCUUCGAUUUG